Molecule: messenger RNA, 1822 nt
Organism: Galleria mellonella (greater wax moth)
Lineage: Eukaryota; Metazoa; Arthropoda; Insecta; Lepidoptera; Pyralidae
Product: cold shock domain-containing protein CG9705
Exons: 3
Coding region: 113-496 (127 amino acids)
Biological process (GO): regulation of mRNA stability
Cellular component (GO): cytoplasm
Molecular function (GO): mRNA 3'-UTR binding
Source: RefSeq, a predicted model, not a curated record
ACUGUCAUUGGCUCCUAUUGGUUUGUUGACGGACUUCAAUUGACGUUUUACUUUCUUCGCAAUCUCUAUUUUACGUUAUAUUGCUUCCGUGUAUAAUUUGUUGUACUUAAACAUGUCUAAUGAUUAUGGUUUUAACAGUGAUGAUUCUCCUAACAAAACGAAUUCUCAUUUACAACUUCCUAGCCCUAUAAUUACAAGACGGAACCGUACGGCGUCGACAUCAGAAAGAGCCCUUGGUAAUCCAUUGGAAGGUGGUAAAAUCAAAUCAUUUUGUCGCGAAAAAGGUCACGGUUUUGUUACCCCAGAAAAAGGCGGUGACGACAUUUUCGUGCAUAUCUCUGACAUUGAAGGUGAGUAUGUUCCACUGCCUGGUGAUGAGGUAAUAUACCGUCUGUGUCCCAUCCCACCCAAAUUUGAGAAGAAUCAAGCAGUGCAUGUACGUAUAGUGCACCUCACACCAGAGAAGCACCUCAAAUGGGAUGAACCACCUCUGUAACAUUCCGUGGCGAGUGAGCCGAGCAUGCAAAUCCCGAACCAUUCACAAGAUUUUUUGCGUAUAAUCCAAUGUUCUGUAUGUUACCUUAAAUAUAUUUUUCCAAUUUGAAUAUCGAUUAACAAAGUUUCAAUGUAAUUGUGAAUAAAAUGUGUUCACAAACAUAUCUCGCGAUGGAUAAAAGGGAUAGCAGUAUAUUUAUACCCAUCUAAUGAAAUGGAACUUUGUCAAUUGUAUAUCAUAUGUGAAAUACAUUAUAACUAGAUCUGAAAGGUUAGACGGUUAUUAACUUGAAACGAUCAAAAUUUUAAUAAUGUAUUGAUGUUGUAUUGACUAUACCCUGUCCAUUUUAUUAUUACCUUAACUAUCUUGCAGUGUCUAUUAUAAGUAGGGUUACUAUCUAUAACAAUUUUCCCAGAGAUGUCCUUUUUUGGAGGGCAUUCGGGGAGCAUCCCCGAGGUCUUUUGUUUUAUCCCUUGAUUUAAUUUAAUUUUUGUAUUAGUAACAUAAGAAUAUCGGCAUAAAAUGUCCAAGUUUUAGUUAAGAAAAAUUCUUAAAUUUUGAUACUGGUAACCCUAAUUAUAAGUAACAACCUAAGACAAAAUUAGUCAAUGAAUAUAGGAUAUAGAGGGCUGCCUAGUGCAAAUAAUAAAAUAGAUAAGGGUAUAAAAUUCAGUAUUGGAACAUGAAAGUGAGAAGCCAACAUGUGGUGCUAAAUUUUCGAAGGUUUUACCAUCGUAUUAACGUUACGUUAUCGGUUUCUUUUCUGUGCAGUGAGUGUAUAAUGGCUUCUUGCAAACCGUUUUAGUAUUAUCAUUUAUGUAUUGAUUGGCGUAAUAUUUUUAGGUACAUAGGUACUUACCUAUCCUGCUUUUUUUAGUUUCUAGGUGAAAUGUGUACUUUUUAAUAAACUACCUUAUAGUAUUUAAUUUUGCACAAAUAAUAAAGUGCCCCGAAUUUGUGAUACCGAACACAGUUUACCUUAUUUUUUUUAAUGUUUUCUGAAUUUGGAUCAAUUUAUAGAUAAUUAUUAUUAUUAUUUUUCCUACAUUCCGAAAUAGCAUUUUAUCCUAUAGUAGUCUAAUAAGUUCAGUAAUAUAAAUGUGUACUCUAUUCCUAUAAUUAUUGUUGCCCUAUAUAAUUCUCGGUACGCAUCAUGAACGGUAAUUUUGCUAUCUUAUACAAAAUUUUGUGCCGGGAACUAUUUUCACCAGUAGUGUAUGUAUAUUAUUUUAUUAGUGUAAUCAGUAAGAUGUUGCCAUGCUUGUUUUACUUUUUAAUAGCAGUAUUAGUUAUUAAAACAAAUAAAACGAAAUAUGUGUAAGCAAA